GAACGAGCUGGUCCCCGAACGACCCGUGUGCUCCAGAGACUCACUUACACCAGAACCGACGGUUUCACCACACCCCGAUCUGCCCCAAUCUACAUACCAACCAAGCGCCUCCCUAACCGCUCUACAGCCCCACACCCGACUCAACCGUUCCGCAUUGCGGGGAAAGGGGAGGGGUUUGGCUGGUUCAGGGCCCUAAGCCAGCAACGACGAAGACAGCGACCCCGAACACGGCCAGCCCAAACCGCGACUGGCCGGCACCGACGGCCGGGACGGCGCCGUUGAUGGGCGUCGGUGUGCUCGCCGGGCGGGUGCUCGUCCCCGUCGUCUCCGUCUCCGUCCCUCUUCCCGUUCGCCGUGCCGUGCCCUCCUUCUCCCUCUGCCUCGCCAGAGGAGGAACGAGGCGGUGCUGCCGACGAGGAGGUCUCCUGGGUGGGGGAGGAGGAAGAAAAGAAGGAGGAGGAGGAGGACGACGACGACGACGACGACAGCGACGACGGGAUGGUUGCGUUGGUGGAAGGGAGCGCUAUGUCGCUUGUGCCCGCGGCGCUCUCGGGGGGGAAGCUGUCCGUGCCCGUGAAGGGGGGUUGCGGCGGGAGGUCCUGGGACGAGGUGUCCGAGGGGAGGCUUGCGAAGGAGUCGGUUGGUGACAUGGCACCGGUGGUGAUGGUGGUGGUGGUGGUGGUGAUGAUGAUGGUGGUCGCCGUCGUCGUCGUGGUUGACGUGGUCAAUCUUGCGAACGAGGCGGUAAAAAGGAAGAUGAGAGACGGCGAUUUAAGCUGCAUCUUGCGUGGAGUGUUCUUGUGGGACGAGUACAGUGUGUUCAGCCUUCUGAAGAGAGGUUUAAGUGCGACCAAGUGUGAUCCCAAGGAAGGCGUGGUGAGAUAGGUGAAAG
Thermothelomyces thermophilus ATCC 42464 is the source of this 892-nucleotide messenger RNA. RefSeq lists its product as uncharacterized. Bases 526 to 885 code for a protein of 119 amino acids. Lineage: Eukaryota; Fungi; Ascomycota; Sordariomycetes; Sordariales; Chaetomiaceae. The transcript has a single exon. The record is from RefSeq and is a predicted model, not a curated record.